Diaporthe batatas is the source of this 1418-nucleotide messenger RNA. RefSeq lists its product as uncharacterized. The transcript has 3 exons. The record is from RefSeq and is a predicted model, not a curated record. The coding region runs from base 321 to 875 and encodes 184 amino acids. Lineage: Eukaryota; Fungi; Ascomycota; Sordariomycetes; Diaporthales; Diaporthaceae.
GCCACAUGGGACGGGCCCUGGAAUGAUUCAAUAGUUAGUUGUGUUGUGAUAUAAGUCGGCAUGGUGGACGACCUGCCAGUCAGCCACCUGCGCCGUCUGCUUUUGAUCCAACUAUCCCGGCUCUUGGACUGCUGUACUGAUCUUCACCAUUGUGCCACCGUCUUCACCCUCCUUCGGCCUGACAUCAACCCUUGACGUCUCAUACCGCUUCUUGUCUCAGAAACGCCGCCUGUGUUUCUUCACCGUUGACGAUAUCACCCGUAGUCAAGCCUCUCGGCCUAAUCAAUACCCACCCUUCAUCGCCGGCGCUCUAGCCUACCAUGGUUCGUGUGUGGCUGCGCCACCUCUUCGGAGAAACGAGGAAAAAGUCGCUACCAAAAUCGAGCGAUCCAACCUUCUCACCUGUAUUUGAACAGCCUGUCGUCAACUCAACGCCCAUGUGGCGCUCAAGCCUUCGCCUGGCAAAUCUACCAACCCGCGUCGACUACGACGAUGAGCAGGACGAGGACGAGGAGUAUGACGAGGUAGCCGACUUUCAACCAAUGUGGUAUUACAAGACAUCACCCCACCCGCCAGGCUGUGAUUGCUGCAUCGAGGGCACAGGCUUCCCGCGGCCGCCCUCGUCGGUCCUCAGCGGCUCAGAUUAUGCCGGCCACCGCCGCAAGACAUCCCGGGCCUCAACACACAUAUCGACCGCCUCGGCCGACAGUGAGCGCUCCAGCUCCAGCCCGGGCAUAGUCAAAGACCAUAUCGCCGUCCCUGCACCUGCACCUGACACAAACGUCCGGCUGCGCCGUUCCGUGAGCUCGUUCGGCCUCAGGAUGAAGAAGAGCAUGGGCUCCCUGAACAGGAGGCCGAGCGGGAUGCUGCGGUGAAUGUGAUCCGAGUCUUGCAUGGACUGGCUGCUGAUGUGAAAAUGAGUCAAUGUAUGAGAUGUAUGACCACGCCCAUGGACACGAUUGCAUUAGAGGGGACGGCAAAAGAAAGGUAAAAAGAUUUGGGCCGGUUGUGAUGAUAACGAAUUGUAUGAGACACGUAAACGCUCAAGACCCAGCGUUUAAAAAAACAUACGAUGUCGAUAACGAUGGUUAAAUUACGAUAGGUGAUGGUGCCCCUUAGCCUUGUCUGCGCGUCGCAAGGCUAAGCCUGAGGCUACACGCACUUAUCGUAUUUUAACCAUUGUUGUAGACACCGUAUGUUUUUUAAACGCGGGGUCUUGAGGGUUUACCACCAUGGGUAUGAAGGCGCUAUGUAUGUCCUCGGACGUGUGCGGAAUAGAAGCGGCAAGAGUUUCUGGGGCUGAAAUUGUAAAUAUUGGAGAUUAGGAUGAGGUAUAUUACACAUUUCCCCAGAGUUGGGUAGGAGAAUGAGAGACACAUACGCAUCGGUGUUCCCUACCACGAAGUAACUGACCACGA